AUCAAAGAAACGAAAAGCUGACAAAUGCCCGUGCGUUUGGGUCGGCGCGAUGGAGUUGUGGCCAAUCCGACCCAGUCCAGCUGUAGGGCCGCCGCCGACUCCCCCGCCUCUCACGCGCGUCGCCGCCAUCGCCGUCUCCGUUCUACUGCACCGCGUCCCUGCUCACUGCUGUCUCCGCCCCGUCCGCAAUCUCGGACAUAGGUUUUUGAGAUCCGCCCCUGUUGGUGGGGGUGAUUCGCCGCGGGCGGGCGGCGGAGAUGAUCCGUCUGCAGACGUACGCGGCGUUCAGCCUGCUGGCGACGACGUCAGCGGUGUACUACGCGUUCAGCAGCAGGGAGCAGUUCUACCCUGCGAUGGUCUACCUCUCCUCGUCCAAGAUCUGCUUUGUGCUGCUCCUCAACACGGGCCUCGUCGCCAUGUGCACCACCUGGCAGCUCGUCAAGCGCAUCUUCCUGGGCACGCUCCGUGAGGCCGAGGUUGAGCAGCUCAACGAGCAGUCCUGGAGGGAGGUCGUGGAGAUCCUCUUUGCGGUCACCAUCUUCCGCCAGGACUUCUCCGUCGCCUUCCUCGCCAUGGUCGCCGCACUGCUACUCGUCAAGGCGCUGCAUUGGCUCGCACAGAAGAGGGUCGACUACAUUGAGACCACGCCCUCUGUGCCGAUGCUGUCGCACAUAAGGAUUGUGUCCUUCAUGGUGUUCCUGCUUGCCGUCGACUGCAUCUUCCUGUCGAGAUCCUUGAUGCCACUGAUAAAGAACCGGGAGGCGUCUGUUGCAAUCUUCUUUUCCUUUGAGUAUAUGAUACUAGCAACAUCAACGGUAUCGAUAUUCGUGAAGUAUGUAUUCUAUGUCAGCGACAUGCUAAUGGAAGGUCAAUGGGAGAAAAAGGCAGUGUAUACAUUUUAUUUGGAGCUCAUCAGUGACCUUGUGCACUUGUUUUUGUAUAUGCUCUUCUUCGUAGCUAUCUUCCUGAACUAUGGUGUCCCAUUGCACUUGAUCCGUGAGCUGUACGAGACCUUCCGCUGCUUCAGAAUUCGUGUUUCAGAUUAUGUGCGCUACAGAAAGAUAACUUCCAACAUGAAUGAACGCUUUCCAGAUGCUACAGCUGAUGAGCUUAAUGCGAGUGAUGCUACAUGUAUUAUCUGUCGUGAAGAGAUGACAACAGCAAAGAAGCUGCUUUGUGGGCACUUGUUCCAUGUGCAUUGUUUGAGGUCAUGGCUAGAGCGCCAACAUACUUGCCCCACAUGUAGAGCUCCCAUUGUCCCCCCGGACAAUGGACGUACUGCAUCAGCGCAACAGCAUGGAGCUCAACCGGGUGUUCAGCUUGCUGCAGGCAUCGGCGCUCCAGGUUCAGAAGGAGCAACAAGUGAGAACAUGAACAGGCGUCAAGCAAAACUUGAGGCUGCUGCUUCAGCUGCUUCCAUAUAUGGGAGAUCUUUUGCUUAUCCUCCAACAAACACCUUGAAUAGGUAUUCAGGACCUCUGCGUGCUACAUCAGGUACUUCACAAUCAGGAGAAGCAAGUACUUCCAAUCAAUCGCAGAACAACCAAUCAUUGCAAUGGCCGAACAAUCAGGAUCUCUCGGCACCUCAGCCUUUUAUUUCACAUGGUCCUGCCAGCUCAGCAACAAUCAACAGGGACCUUGAAAAUUCACUACAAAAGACUUACGAAAACGCUAUAAGGAGCCAGAUAGAGAUGUUGCAAAUCCAAUUGCAAAUGGUGCAGCAAGGGGCAACAGCGUUGGCAACUAACAAUGAGAAAGCUGAACAAGCGAAAAAUGAGUGAAGUGGUAUAUAUGGUGAAGUGUGAUCUUGAUAAACAUGCAAAGAGUAUAGAUGGAGAUUUGGCAAUGCCUUUGGUGGGGGCUCGCUUAUGUAAAUGUUAGCACCCCUAUCAACAUCAGAUGUUUGUUUGUUUAAUGUGCUAGUUUGUGUAGCUUAAAUCUUGCUGUCAAACCAGGAUUAUACCUUAGAUAGAAAGGGAGUCAUGUUGUAGAGCUGACUAAUUUGACAGCAUCUGUGAGACCAAGCAAGAAUACAUCUGCCGGGGAACAUUUUCCAACAUGCCAUCAGAAAUAAACCUUCUAUAUGGAAAAUGCCCUCGGUUCUGUCCCUCCCCCAAAAAUUUGUCCGUGUGAUGAUUGUAAAUACAUGUGUGGUAUGAUCGGAUGUAAUUUUUCUUGAUUUAUGUGUUUGGAUGAUCCGAAUUUACAUGCUUCCACUUUGGCGGUA
Molecule: messenger RNA, 2227 nt
Organism: Triticum aestivum (bread wheat)
Lineage: Eukaryota; Viridiplantae; Streptophyta; Magnoliopsida; Poales; Poaceae
Product: ERAD-associated E3 ubiquitin-protein ligase HRD1
Exons: 8
Coding region: 258-1781 (507 amino acids)
Biological process (GO): proteasome-mediated ubiquitin-dependent protein catabolic process; ERAD pathway
Cellular component (GO): endomembrane system
Molecular function (GO): ubiquitin protein ligase activity
Source: RefSeq, a predicted model, not a curated record